GGGGGAGAUUGUGCGUGUGUGAAAAAGAUCGAAAUUUUAUAAUAUUGGCAGGGGUCGAAUUCCAGCAUUAUCAGUGGCAGGACUGUACAAUAUCUGGCGUGAAAUCUUCUUCGUCACUUUUGCGGUACAGAAGUGACGCAAGUGGGCCAAACGAUUCUGUUUACACCACUGUUGAGGCCAGACUCUGUGCGUCGAUGACGGCAUGACCUGAGUGUGGUGGAGUGCGGGUUGGUGGGGCCAAAAAAUUCAAGAUUCAAGACUUGAGAAAUCUGUUCGUUCGCCUGAAACUGAGUUGUAAUAAAAGCUCCGGCUGCUGGAUGGCGCAAGAAGUGUGAAAGAUAACACUCGAUAACAAAAGUUGAGCCGGCGCGCGGUCAGCGACGUCGACGCCCAGUCAGUCAGUCACUGGCUGUCCUGUGAUUAAUCCCAGCUCUCCCCCGCAGUCGGGUGGAGCUAUUUUAAAUACUCGUGAUUUGCAGUGCAGUGCGGAGAUAUUUUCGCCGAUAGCCAAAUUCAAGUGCACUAAAAGGUUAUUCGGUCAAGCGGAGCAGAAGAAAGAAGAGUUUCAGUAAAAAGAAGAAUACAAAGUGGAGCAGCAGAAACAGAAGAAGUUAAAGAAGAAACAAAAUCACCGAAAAAGUCGUUUUGUAGUGGAAUACAAAAAAAACGUGUCCCGCCAAAAUGGAAGAAGAAAUGUUGGCCAGUGAUAACAACAACGACGCUGGUGGUGACGUCGAGCAGCAGCAAGAUGAAGGAGGUGAAACCGGUUUGUCACAGGACCGGACACCGGAAUGUUCCGGAGAAGAGGAACAGGAGCAGCAGCAGCAGGAGACGGCCGCGACCGCCGACGAUUACGAGCCAUGUGAUCCGUUAAUUGUUUUGAAUCUGUUUCAAUCGCUGUCGUCCACCACCAGCUCGCUCGAGCUGCAGAUCAAGAUUAACAAGCAUUUGCGCGAGCUCACCGGCUCACCGUGCGUCUUCCUGGUGCCGAUUCUCAACUCCAGCGAGGAAGGUCUCAUCCAGGUUAUCAACGAUAACGUGCUCGAUAAGGAGCUCCGUUUUUCGAUCAACUCCUCACAUUUGAAAAAUGCUUCCCAACAGAACGGAUAUCCGUUCGUCAUAGAGGACCUGAACAAAGACUUUUCCGAGGUGAUCGAAAUGGUGGUGGGCAACAAGCACAAUACUCUUAUCUUCGAUAUUAAAAGCUCCCGAGUCAGUAAACUUCAGACGCAGAUUUCCACGACGUCGGCGUCUUCCCUGACCUCGCUGCCGACGUUGGCGUCACUGGAUGGCAGCACCACCACCAUCACCAACAAUGCUCAACAACAGCCGCAGUGCAACACCAACGGCACUAGCAACAACAACUGUAAUAAUCAUUCCCACCCACAGCAGCAGCAGCAAAUUGCUUUGUUCGUGUGUAUCGCCGGCGACAAUGAAUCCCGAUCAAGAUACCAAUUCUACAUCGAGGACACCUUCAGAUACGUUCUCGGCCACUUGCUGACCGCCUUCGAGCUGUUCGAGGAAAAGCGGGUCCGAUAUCAGUGUCAGAACCUGCUGCAGGUGGCCCGCCGGUUGCUGUGCAAUAUCGGUGACUUGGGCCAGCUGCUGCGGGGCGUUAUGACAGAAGCCAAAGAACUUACCACGGCGGAACGGUGUUCGCUCUUCCUGUUGGACAAGGCUACCGGCGAGCUGGUGUCGAAGGUGUUUGACGGUAACGAGGCGUCCAAGGAGAUCCGGAUCGAGAGCGGCAAGGGCAUCGCCGGAUACGUGGCACAAACGGGCAAGCUGCUAAACAUCCGGAACGCUUACCAGCACCCGCUGUUCUACAAGGGCGUUGACGAGUCGACGGGCUUCAAGACGCGGAACAUCCUCUGUUUUCCCAUUUGCGACGAGCAGGGCGUCAUCGGAGUGGCGCAGCUGUGCAACAAGAUUAACGGCUUCCACUUUGACAAGUGCGACGAGGAGGUGGCGACCGCGUUCUCCGUGUACUGCGGCAUCAGCAUUAUGCACGCGCUCGUCCACAAACAGGUCCAGAAGGCGGAGGCCCGCUACAAGCUGUCCCAGGAGCUGCUGCUGUAUCAUAUGAAGGUUCCGGACACCGAAAUCCAGCAUGUCCUCGAGGGGGUCAACACGAGCGAAACGGACCAGCUGCUGGUGGAAUUCCCAAGGUUCGAUUUUUGCCCGCGGGACGUACGGAACUAUGCCCUGUCGGUGCAGCUCUCGAUGAAGAUGUUUUACGAUCUGAACUUUAUUACUACGUUUCAAAUCCCCGAGGAUAAGCUGGCACGGUUCAUUCUGCUGGUGCAGCGAGGCUAUCGGGACACGCCGUAUCAUAAUUGGUGGCACGCGUUUUCGGUGGCCCACUUUGCGUACUCGUUGAUGACCAAUUUGCAGCUGAUUGAAAAGGGAAUCAUCACUAAAAUGCAAGGCUUUUCGUUCCUCAUUGCUGCCUUCUGUCACGACCUGGACCAUCGGGGCACGAGCAACACGUACCAGACGCAGUCGAGCAGUCCGUUGGCCCGGUUGUACAGCAGCGAGGGUAGCGUCAACGAGAGGCACCACCUGUCGCAGGCGAUCUGCAUCCUGAACGACUCGAGCAGCAAAAUUCUGGACGGGCUGUCCACCGAGGAGUUCAAGGAGUGCAUCGACUACCUGCGCGAUCUCAUCCUGGCGACGGAUCUGGCCAAUCACUUCCGCAUUUUGCCGCACCUGAAGCGGCUGCGGUCGGAGAACCUGGUGGAGCCGGCUAACCAGCGAUUGCUGCUGUCGCUGAUGAUUACGUGCUGCGAUUUGAGCGAUCAGAUCAAGUCGUGGAAAACGGUGCAGCAUGUGGCGCACCUGGUCUACGCCGAGUUCUUCAACGAGGGCGACCUGGAGAAGCAGAUGGGCCUUCAUCCGAACGCCAUGAUGGACCGCAAGAAGGCGUGCAUUCCGGUGCUGCAGAUCGAGUUCCUAACGACGGUGGUGCGGCCCACGUUCGAGAUGCUGGUGACGAUCUUCCCGCAGACGGACGCGUUCCUCGCGACCAUCGACAGCAACCGGCACCAGUGGGAGGAGGUCAAGGAGUCGACGAGCGGUGCGUGCAGCGGCGGAAGCGAGUGCUGCGAGUUCCAGGGUGGGCAGGAGGAAUGUGCUGUGCCAGCGGAGGAUGAUGGUGGCAGUGCGCAGGAGGGUUAGUGAGGAGGUUUGCGGUGAGAAGGAGAGGAAGCUUCAUGAUGCUAGUGAUUAGUCUUAGUUGGGGGGCGAGUGAGUGUUUUUUUUUAUUUAUUUUUUUAGGAUUUAGAAAAUACUUGUUAUGAAAUUUUUAGAAACUUUUCACCUUUCACAUGUUUUUUAGGGCGUACUGUUUGCUGGCAAACGAUAGUAAUAUUCAAAGAAAUCAGUCACAUCGAAUCUUGUAAGCUAGACUUUUCCGAGGUCAUUGAAUGGUGUUGCUCUUCAGCAAUAAAGAACCUAUUUUUUAAAUCGGCACAAAUUUAAUGUGAGAUAUAAUUAAGUAAACAAAACUACGAAUAGCACAAUGUGACAAUACAAAAUAAUUUGAUAAUUUCUUGUACUGCCACUCUAAUUGAGUCCGUCCCAUAUGUAAAAACAAAAAGCAGAGAAAAACGCAAGGCAAAUUUGUCCCGCCCAUAAGGUUACGUGUUAGAAUUUCACGAAAAAGUGAAUUCUCUACGGUUUGUUGGGACAAAGUACUAAAGUCGAUUGGUUUUCCGAUAGUUCACAUGAUUUCGAACCAAACUGCAUCAUUACCUCAAAAUUGACGAAUUUACACAUGUGACGGACUUGAUUUGAGCGGGAGGGUAGGGUUCUUGUAACAUUGCUACUAGUCUUCAUAAAAUUUUGAGGAACACUCAACGAAAUGCUAUAUGAAUAUUAAUGCAAUUGAUUCUAGAACAGCGAGAGUUCCUUUUUUAUAAAUAUAAAUUUAAUUUCAUUGUUUUCGAACAGAUUUUUUUUAAAUCCAACUUUUGAAAAUUGAAAUUAUGUUAUAAUUUCAUCUCUACUCAAUUUGGUUUUUAAAUUCUUUAUUCGAUUUUUUUUGUGUUUUUUUUAAUGGUUAGGCUUAAAAUUUUCUCGGAUUUUAAUACGGAGAUAAUUUUAUUUCCUGUUAAUGAAAAAUUUAUUAUAUUGUUUUUACUUAUAAUAACAUACUUAUAUCUUUGUUGAAGAUACAAAAUUAUCUUAUCAUCCGCAAGUCUGUUAUCAACAAAAAGAUUUUUUAUUCAUUCAUAUCAUUUUGUAUGUGAGCAAUUCUCUAAGAAAUCGGCCAACCUUCUGCGUUUUUUUGAUUUGGCUCAAACUUUUUGGGGGACUUUGAAUUUGCAAUUGAAAAGUACUUUGCAGAAAUUUCGAUAAAGUGCAGCGUUUCUGAGGUAUCAAAAUUUUAUUUUAAAUCAAAACUUUUAUUUUUUCUUUUUUGUUUCAAGUGCCCAUGAGUGACCAGUUUUGAAAAUAUUUUUUUCGUAAAUUUCAGACAAUUUCCUACACUUUCGGCUAAGAAACGUUGUAGAUUAGAUCAAAUAUUUAAUAUUUCGUCUUUUUAAAAUGUAAGUCUUGAUUCCAAAAUCAUAAAAAUAUUUUUUAAUCAAACUUGAAAAAUUGUUUUGUUGUUUGUUUUGUUUUUGUUGAAAAUUCGAUUUAACAUUUAAAACUAAGGUUAAAAACAGUCGGCUGAGAUUUCUUUUCAACAACAAAAUCAUAACUCAGCGGCAACGUUUUUGG
Messenger RNA from Culex pipiens pallens (northern house mosquito), 4725 nucleotides. Its product is annotated as cGMP-dependent 3',5'-cyclic phosphodiesterase-like. Gene Ontology annotation, cellular component: perinuclear region of cytoplasm; mitochondrial outer membrane; mitochondrial matrix. The record is from RefSeq and is a predicted model, not a curated record. Gene Ontology annotation, molecular function: 3',5'-cyclic-AMP phosphodiesterase activity; 3',5'-cGMP-stimulated cyclic-nucleotide phosphodiesterase activity; protein homodimerization activity. The transcript is spliced from 13 exons. Gene Ontology annotation, biological process: cGMP catabolic process; positive regulation of gene expression; negative regulation of receptor guanylyl cyclase signaling pathway. NCBI's taxonomy places the organism in Eukaryota, Metazoa, Arthropoda, Insecta, Diptera, Culicidae. The coding region runs from base 682 to 3177 and encodes 831 amino acids.